AUGGUCACUGUGGAGAGUUUGAGAAAAAGUACGUUCAUUAAAUCGUCAGCUACGGAGUCGAGCUGCCGCCACCGCCAACCCUACUUUCCCUGCCGUUGUCAACCUCACUCUUGCCGUUGUCGUUAUCCCUACUCUUGCCCCGGUCGUCAAACCUAG
This is a messenger RNA of Colletotrichum tamarilloi, 156 nucleotides long. RefSeq lists its product as uncharacterized. The record is from RefSeq and is a predicted model, not a curated record. NCBI's taxonomy places the organism in Eukaryota, Fungi, Ascomycota, Sordariomycetes, Glomerellales, Glomerellaceae. Bases 1 to 156 code for a protein of 51 amino acids. The transcript is spliced from 2 exons.